This is a messenger RNA of Caenorhabditis sp. 36 PRJEB53466, 1019 nucleotides long. The record is from the annotation of a GenBank genome assembly. Lineage: Eukaryota; Metazoa; Nematoda; Chromadorea; Rhabditida; Rhabditidae.
AUGUUCGUCAUAACAAUUGCCGUAUUUUUCUCUGUCAUCGGUAUGUUUUCGAAAAAAAAAGCUGUGUUUGGCUGAGAAAUCUUUUCUAUGCGCAAAGUUCGUUUCCAAUUCAUCCACCCACUCUUGGAUGGAAAUAGAUUUAGACUCGUGUUGUUUUGAAAAGAGGCAAACACGAAACUAAUCGUUUUUUGCGAAGUAGCUCAAAAUAAAAUUAUUUUAAGGUGCAGCUCGAGCGGAAAAUAAGUGUGCUAAAGAAGAAAACUGCACGUUGAUGCUCGGUGAUAUGGGUUAGAUGCUUCGCAGAAAAGAGAGGACGGAAAAAUCGUAUUUUCAUGUUCAGGAAUUGAAACGAUGAGUUGUACCGGUUUCAAGCAGGAUGAAUGUAGAUGUACCCAACAGAGAAACGUGAAUUUUGUUCUGGAAUGUCAUUGCUGCGUACCUCAAUCUCGAAAAGUUUGUUACACUCAUUUAAAGAACUUUUCGAAAUUGACCGCUUAUUUCAGAAGCGUGGUGUGCCAGUUGAAGCAAUGUUCGGACUCAAGUCGUAUGUUGUAAAAGACGAAACUGAUGCAAAGCCGUCAAUUGCCACAGCCAUCACCCCCUCAGCCUUAAAGUUUCACAAAAUGCGACUUGACGAUAACACUUGUGGACAUUUGAAAUACGGUCAGUACCCUAAAGACUCUUCUUUGCCGAUUUUUGCUUUUCAGCUGAUCCGGACCGCAUGGUCGCAAAUCUCUCUGUCUCUGUGGCGGAUAUGAGUACGGUUACACUCAGAUCGACGCACGCGACGACGGCGAAAAACUGCUGGAACAUUUGCAAAUACAACAUUCUGUCGACAAAUGUGAGUUUUCUCAGUAUCCUUCUGAAAUCUCAUGUAUUUUUAGAAAUCGUGCACGGCCGUCGGAUUCAUUGAAACAAACGCUCAAAAACCAAUCAACGACUGCUACAUUCUGUCGGAAUCGCCAACGAAUUCCACUGGAAAGGACACUUCCGUGAAAAUUUAUGAAAUAUGCGUUUGA